Messenger RNA from Lycium barbarum (goji berry), 1610 nucleotides. Its product is annotated as tubulin beta-2 chain. Gene Ontology annotation, molecular function: GTP binding; GTPase activity; structural constituent of cytoskeleton. The record is from RefSeq and is a predicted model, not a curated record. Gene Ontology annotation, biological process: mitotic cell cycle; microtubule cytoskeleton organization. The transcript is spliced from 3 exons. Lineage: Eukaryota; Viridiplantae; Streptophyta; Magnoliopsida; Solanales; Solanaceae. Gene Ontology annotation, cellular component: microtubule; cytoplasm. Bases 64 to 1404 code for a protein of 446 amino acids.
CGUCCCUACACACAAAAAAUAAUUCUUGUUUCUGUUCCUCCAACAUACGCUUCUUUUCAAAAAAUGCGUGAAAUCCUUCACAUUCAAGGUGGACAAUGUGGCAACCAAAUAGGUGCGAAGUUCUGGGAAGUUGUGUGUGCUGAACACGGCAUUGAUUCCACCGGGCGAUACGAUGGAGAUUCCGAUCUCCAGCUCGAGAGAAUCAAUGUCUAUUAUAAUGAAGCGACAUGUGGAAGAUUUGUUCCUAGAGCUGUUCUGAUGGAUUUGGAACCUGGUACUAUGGAUAGUAUUAGGUCUGGUCCUUAUGGACAGAUUUUUAGACCUGAUAAUUUUGUUUUUGGACAAUCUGGUGCGGGGAAUAAUUGGGCUAAAGGUCAUUAUACUGAAGGAGCGGAAUUAAUUGAUGCUGUUCUUGAUGUUGUGAGGAAGGAAGCUGAAAAUUGUGAUUGCCUACAAGGAUUUCAAGUGUGCCAUUCAUUAGGUGGAGGAACAGGGUCUGGUAUGGGUACUCUUUUGAUUUCCAAAAUCAGAGAGGAAUAUCCGGACCGAAUGAUGCUUACAUUUUCAGUUUUCCCUUCUCCUAAGGUCUCUGAUACCGUAGUUGAGCCUUACAAUGCAACCCUAUCCGUUCAUCAAUUGGUUGAAAAUGCAGAUGAAUGCAUGGUCCUUGAUAAUGAGGCUUUAUAUGACAUUUGCUUCAGAACCUUGAAGCUUACCACCCCAAGCUUUGGAGAUUUGAAUCAUUUGAUAUCAGCAACAAUGUCUGGUGUUACCUGUUGUUUGCGUUUCCCUGGGCAGUUGAACUCUGAUCUCCGUAAGCUGGCCGUGAAUUUGAUACCAUUCCCAAGGCUCCACUUCUUUAUGGUUGGAUUUGCGCCUUUGACUUCCCGUGGUUCACAGCAAUACCGAGCAUUGACAGUUCCGGAGCUUACACAGCAAAUGUGGGAUGCCAAGAACAUGAUGUGCGCAGCUGACCCUCGCCAUGGAAGAUACUUAACUGCCUCUGCUAUGUUUAGGGGUAAAAUGAGCACGAAAGAGGUUGACGAGCAAAUGCUCAAUGUGCAGAACAAGAACUCUUCCUACUUUGUUGAGUGGAUUCCUAACAAUGUGAAAUCAACUGUUUGUGAUAUCCCACCUACCGGACUUAAGAUGGCAUCGACUUUCAUUGGUAACUCGACGUCAAUUCAGGAGAUGUUUAGGCGUGUUAGUGAACAGUUCACUGCUAUGUUUAGGAGAAAGGCUUUCUUGCAUUGGUACACUGGUGAGGGAAUGGACGAGAUGGAGUUUACCGAGGCUGAAAGUAACAUGAAUGAUCUUGUUUCGGAGUAUCAGCAGUACCAAGAUGCCACUGCUGAUGAGGAGGGAGACUAUUAUGAGGAUGAAGAGGAAGCUCAAGAGGAUUAAUUUGAAAUGUUAUUGGGACUUCGAAAUAUGGAUGAAGCCAAACCACAACUUCUAGUUGAUGUUUUUUUGGCUUUGAGAUGUAAUAGUGCUCUUAAAACUACUGCAAGCUUUUAAUAUCUUGUACUAUUUCAAUUUGCGCAAUUCUGAUACGAGUGUUAUAUUGCUUGUCUAAAUUGCUGGUAAUUCAGUGUUGCUAUUAUGCUCUA